GGCUGCGAAGGCAUGUGGUAGUUAGUCGAGGAGAAGGCGGUCAUCAAUAGAGACGUGAAAUAGGACUAGUGAUAAUCAAAUGAAAUAGAACCAUGCCAAGGCCAACUACGCAACAAGAUUUGACUUAUGCAAGUAAAUAGCAAAAUGGCACCCUUGCGGCCGCCUGCAAAGCGCGCCAACAAGGCCACGACUUGUCUCGUGUGUGCUGCUGAGAUUCCCGUGGACGGCGAAAUCUGGCCGCUUUCAGAGGCCCAGUUAGUGGAGUAUUUUGAGAACAAGCAGGCUACAUCCACAACUUCGCCGGUUAAAGAACCCUUGGUAAAGCGCACGGGACGAUUUCAAUGGGUCCACCUGGCCUGUGCAGAGGAUGUCGUGGUGAGGGCGCUCGGCAUGUGUCCAUCUGCCGAUAGCAUGCGGCCUCCUAUUUGUCCUCACUUUCAAAGACGAGGCAGAUGCUUUCUCGGCGAGGACUGUUUCUUCCUGCACGACGAGCAAGUUGCUGGUGGAAAAAGAGAAGAACACCCUCACACGACGACAGAGAAACUGAAACUUCUCUCAUCUUCCGGCUUUGCACCGACGCCGAGCACCUCGGCAGGAUCUAGUGACGCGGAGGACCUGGUGGCUCAGAGCAACUCAUCACAACACGAACACAGAGAGAGUGAUGCAGCUGCGAAUACGUCCCGCGCUCGCCUGGAGGUUUUAUUUUGUGAGCCGGUCCAAGGUUCAUGUGGCCUUCCAGCACAAGAGGACGCGAGCCCAGCAGCCCAAGUGUUAGCUAAGCAAAAGCCGCCGAAAAUUUUACCUAUGUUUGGGAAGUCUGGCCGCGUUGGUGUGUUUCGCCGAUGGCUUAUCGAUGAGAUUUUUCCUCAGUUGCAGCGCCAUGAUCAAGAAAUCGAUGCUAGUAGCAAAGAGCAGCGCAGAAAGCGGCGCUUGACCAUCAUGGACGUCGCAGGUGGCAAGGGUGAACUGAGCUUCGAACUGUCAUACCUGAAUGGCCACGAUACUGUGCUCUGGGACCCACGUCGCUCAGAUUUCAAACCUUUCAGCGACAAGCUGGAAAAGAAGGGCUAUCACUGCAACCCGCGGCUUUUACCGUAUGUCGACGUGCCACUGGAAAAGGCGCUGGCGAACAAGAGCUCGACGGCAUCGGCAACACGGGGAUACAAAAAAUUGUCUGAAAAGCAUGAUGAUGGCGGAGACGAGAAGCCGGGGGCAUUCUUGGAGCAACAUAAUACACCGUCUCCUGGCCUCAUUCGACACGUGCGGCUUUUUUUCGACCAUGAACUCACACGAAAUGUGGCCGAACACAACCAUGAUGGGCAGGCUCCGGCACAACUUUGGCGCGACUUUCUUGCUAGAGCCCGGCAGCGGGUCGCGGACGAAGUUCUCAUCGGCGAAUCGACAAAGUUCCAGAAGUACAAGAAACUUCGUGGUGGCCGACUGGUGAAGGCAGAGGACGAACGCGACGAAGAAGACGCGUCUCCGCUGCCAGCUACUGGCGAAGGACGGCUCUCGACAUUGGUAGUGGAAGAGUCCCAGGAUUUAGUUUCGGCCAUGGAAGUGACGAGCGAUGACAUUUUCGUCCGCGAGUUGCUGAUACACAAAACGGAUCUUUUUCUCGGCAUGCACCUUGACGGCGCAGCCGAGAGCGUGGUCGACUUCGCGCUCGCGCACAAGAAGCCCUUCGCCAUCGUGCCCUGCUGUACCUGUUCAAAAAUGUUUCCAAACCGAAAGCAUCCACGGACCGGAAAGCUCGUCAAGAGCUAUCCAGAUCUGUUGGAAUACUUGAUGCACAAAGAUCCUGGCAUAAAGAAAACAACUCUAGACUUCUCCGGCAAAAAUGCCGUUUUGUACAAGAUCCACUACAACGAUACUAGCGACGAUUCUUGUAUUCGAGAAGGAGAAACACACAUAGGACCAUGAAUUUGAAUGAAUUUCUUGCAGCGACACAGCGAACGACGACAACAUCAACGAACAU
This is a messenger RNA of Amoebophrya sp. A120, 1978 nucleotides long. NCBI's taxonomy places the organism in Eukaryota, Dinophyceae, Syndiniales, Amoebophryaceae. The record is from the annotation of a GenBank genome assembly.